Molecule: messenger RNA, 1590 nt
Organism: Aphanomyces astaci
Lineage: Eukaryota; Oomycota; Saprolegniomycetes; Saprolegniales; Verrucalvaceae
Exons: 8
Coding region: 17-985 (322 amino acids)
Biological process (GO): protein modification process
Cellular component (GO): cytoplasm
Molecular function (GO): protein-L-isoaspartate (D-aspartate) O-methyltransferase activity
Source: RefSeq, a predicted model, not a curated record
CUCAAAUUGAAGCAAGAUGGCGUGGUUUUCCUCUGGCACGACGAACGACGAGUUGGCGAUGGCCCUCAAAGGUCACGACAUCAUCAAGUCCAAGGAAGUGCUGGAUGCAUUCCGACAGGUCGAUCGCGCUUUCUUUGUUCCUCGAACCAUGCUUUCCAGGGCUUACAAAGAUUACCCGAUUCGAGAAGGCACCCUGCACUUGAGCGCCCCACACAUCUACGCUCAAGUGAUGGAAGCGCUGGAACUUCAUCCUGGCGCGUCAUUUUUGAAUGUUGGGUCGGGAAGCGGGUACUUGUCGUGCUUGGUGGGUGCGAUCACGGGCAAGGAUUCCAUCAACCACGGGCUUGAAAUCGACCCCGGCGUCGUCGACUCGUGUCGGGCUUCGUUGACUCAAUAUGCGAACCACCAACGUCGAGGUAGCGCUCGUGACGCGCCACCCAACAAUCAGGUCGACGACUCGGACGACGAGGAUGGCGGCACCAGCGAACUCUCUGACGAGGACAUGCACGAGGUUGAAGUUCCCCAGCAAGGCAUUGAACGAGCCAACAAGCAAGUCGAUGCGAGUUUCAGUGUGUGCCACGUCGUGUGCGGCGACGUGUUUCGCAUGAAUGUGGCCAAGAACAUGAAAUACGACCGCAUUUACGUGGGCGCGAGGGCCCCCGAGCGGUUGCAGGACAUGAUGAAGGAGCUUCUGAAUCCGUUUGGAAUUGUCGUGGGGCCCUUUGAAGGCAAACUGAAGAAGAUCCGCCGCCGCGACGGCGACCAAUUCUCGGAGGUGGUGCUGGGCAAUGUCACAUUUGCCCCGAUGCGCGAAGUGUCCAACAAUGGCGACCCGAUUGAGGACGCCAUUUGUUAUUUUCCGCCCCAAGUGUGGUCACAACAGCGCCAUCAGACGUAUCCCCGUCGAUUCAAAGAAGCCGUUCAUUCGCUCAUGACGACGGACAGCCGCUUGCCGUCCACGCUGUGGCUGCGGGUGUUUGAGUAGGAUGGGUUGACGAACCAUACACGUUAGGUGACAUUUGUGGGCUUAGGUUUUGCUCGUAUGAUUGGUUCCACGAAGAGCUGAACGACAUGGCCAAGCUACGUGUGCUGCUGGAGAUUGAGUCGAAUUCGCGCGAAGAUGCCGAGAAGCGAGCGCUUAAAGCUGAAGUCGAGCGCGACAAGUUCCGCUUGCUGUUGUGGCGCCAGCAAAACCAGAUCCAGCACCUCAUGGCGAGGUCGUGUCCUUGAUGAGUAUGUACGCGGCAAUGGUGAUGUGGGAUUGUGGCGUGCGUAGGUUGGCGCGAGGGGAAUUGCAAGAAAAUGCGAACAACCCGAUCAGGGCCGGCCACGAAGGCGACGCAGGGGAUGACGAUGAGUUGGUGUCAAGCGACGACGAUAUGUCGGACGACGACGACGACCUUUAGCAACACAUGAUGCAUUUGCAAUGUAUUUUGUACCAUUAAGUAGGAGAAAUGGAAACACUAGGAUGUGCACGACAUGGUACAGUUUCUGGAGAGUGUGAGAGGUCGCUAUGCCACGUCACACGCUAACUGGAAAACAUUAAUAUAAUUAAGGCAAACUGCUAACAUAUAAUUAAGGCAAACUGCA